Molecule: messenger RNA, 546 nt
Organism: Lachancea mirantina
Lineage: Eukaryota; Fungi; Ascomycota; Saccharomycetes; Saccharomycetales; Saccharomycetaceae
Source: the annotation of a GenBank genome assembly
AUGUUCAAGAAAUUUUCGCGCGAGGACGUUCACUCGAGAUCUAAUGUCAAAUCAUCUGUUCAAAGGACGUUGAAGUCUAAGUUGAUCGCGCAAUAUCCGCAGCUGGAAGAAGUUAUUGACGAGCUUGUACCUAAAAAAAGCCAUUUCGAACUCAUCAAAUGUGAAGACAAAAUUCAACUAUAUACAGUGGACAGAGAAGUAUGCUUUUUCCAGAAUUUUGACGAGUUGAUUCCAACUUUAAAAUUUGUUCACAAGUUCCCACAAGCGUUCCCAACUGUUCAAGUCGACCGGGGUGCCAUUAAGUUCGUUCUUUCAGGUGCAAACAUAAUGUGCCCAGGUUUGACCUCUCCAGGUGCUAAUUUGCCAGAUGCACCUGGUCUUCCGGAAGGCAGUCUAGUCAUAGUGAAUGCGGAAAAUAAAGAAAACGCUUUGGCUGUUGGUCGUUUGCUCAUGAGCACAGAAGAUAUCAAGUCAAUUAACAAGGGCCAUGGCGUUGAACUUCUGCAUUACCUGGGCGACUGCCUGUGGAACUUUUCCAUUGAAUAG